CGGGCCAAACACCAUCCAGUACCCAGUCGAACUUUGGAGUUCCAAGUUCGGUUUUUUACUUUUAAAAAACCCACCGUCCAGCAAUAAGCAGAAUCACAAUGAAGAUAUUGGUGUCGUUAGGUCUAGCCACGCUGCUGGUUUUAAGUUCUGUGGCCGCCGAGGACAAGAAGGCCGAAGAAGUGAAACCAGUCGCGGCGGAGGCGGAAAAGAAGCAGGAUAAGCGUGGAAUUUUCGACCAUGACUUUGGUGGACACGACUUCCACGAGUUCGAGCACGGCCAUCACCACCAGGUUGAGUACCAGCCCCACCACGAGAAGACGGUGACCGUGGUCAAGAAGGUCGCCGUGCCGUAUCCGGUUGAGAAGCACAUCCCAUACCCAGUGGAGAAGCACGUCCCAUACCCGGUCAAGGUUGGCGUGCCCAAGCCAUACCCAGUCUACAAGACGGUGCACUACCCGGUGAAGGAGAUCGUCAAGGUGCCAUACCAUGUCCCAGCUCCCUACCCCGUUGAGAAGCACGUCCAUGUCCCAGUGCAUGUCCCAGUUGACCGACCAGUCCCAGUGAAGGUGUACGUGCCAGCCCCAUACCCAGUGGAGAAGAAGGUCCCAGUCCCCGUUAAGGUCCAUGUCCCAGCUCCGUACCCGGUUGAGAAGAUCGUGAAGGUCCCGGUCAAGGUUCCGGUUCAUGUUGAGAAGCCAUACCCGGUUGAGAAGAUCGUCCACUACCCAGUCCAUGUCCCAGUCGACCGUCCCGUCCCAGUCCAUGUUGAGAAGCCCGUCCCAGUGCCAGUCGAGAAGCCCGUCCCAUACCCAGUCUACAAGAACGUCCCAUACCCCGUCCAUGUCCCAUAUGACCGUCCCGUGCCGGUCCAUGUCGACAAACCAGUCCCAGUCCCAGUCAAGGUGCCAUACCCGCAGCCUUACCCAGUAGUCAAGCACAUCCCCUACCCAGUCGAGAAGCACGUCCCAUACCCAGUGAAGGUCCCGGUCGACCGCCCAGUCCCGUACACCGUCGAGAAGCACAUCCCGGUCGAAAUCGAGAAGCAUGUCCCAUACCCAGUCAAGGUCCCAGUUCAUGUUCCAGUCCACCACGAGGAACACCACCACGAAGAGCACAUCCAGCACGAUGACCACCACGACUUCCACCAUGAAUACCACCACUAAGGAAAAAAUUGUGAUAAAACCUUCCCCUCAAACAACCCCCCACUCCCCCAAUCCCAAUUGUUCCUGUUAACCCCAAACAUCCCCAAGUGAAGAGAGAAAGAAAAAAUGAACUCAACGGCUAACUCCAGAGCAACAACAAAAAAACUGCCCCCAAAGAAACUAACCUCUCGAUCGUGAGACAAACUACCAACAAACCCCCCCAUCCUGUAUCGCAUAACUUGUCGUGUGAUAUUGACUAAGUUACCAUAUUUGUCGUCGUUACGCUUAGAGAGAGAGAUCGAGCAAAUACUCACAACCCCCCCAACCCAACCCAACCGGAUCGGAAAAUUUACCUCCAAACGGGCGAGUGGCUUCCUGCGGAAGAGCAGCGCCCGUUUCGCGAAUAAAUUUUCAUGAAAAAUCUCUUUUCCGAUCCUCACCCACUCCCACACCCUAUAAAGAAAAAGUUGGAAAAGUUUACCAAACAAAAAUGAAAGUUGAGCGCCCCACGCCCUGCCCCCUGCCUUAAAUUGUUAUAUUUGUUUCACAAAUUAUUAUUAUUAUUGUACCGAAUCGACCGAAGAGAGCGAGUAAGAGAGAGUGAAAAAAAGCGAUAAAAAAGACUUAUUAAAAAAAAUGAACCAAAAAA
Culex quinquefasciatus (southern house mosquito) is the source of this 1791-nucleotide messenger RNA. RefSeq names its product skin secretory protein xP2-like. The record is from RefSeq and is a predicted model, not a curated record. The transcript is spliced from 2 exons. The coding region runs from base 99 to 1163 and encodes 354 amino acids. Lineage: Eukaryota; Metazoa; Arthropoda; Insecta; Diptera; Culicidae.